Symbiodinium sp. CCMP2456 is the source of this 3438-nucleotide messenger RNA. NCBI's taxonomy places the organism in Eukaryota, Dinophyceae, Suessiales, Symbiodiniaceae. The record is from the annotation of a GenBank genome assembly.
AUGCAGCAGAGGGGCGUGGACUACUCUGUGACUCACCUACAGUUCUCCGCCUCAGGAGGCUGCCUCUUGAGCGGUGGGAACAGCGGCAUCGCAGAGCUCUGGGAUGGUGACCAGCAGGCGGCGACCGCGUUCAAGUAUGCAGGCAGCAUCCGGGGCUGGACAUUCUCUGCGGAUGAAGCCUUCGUGUUGGCGAACAGUGCAAAAGAUGCAAGCUCACUCAACUCUCCGGGUGUGCAGGGGGCCGCAGACGUCAUUCUGGCUUUUCCUCUGGACUUGCGUUUCCCACGAAGCGGCUUUCAGCUUGGACUUCACAGGGUCGUCGGUGGACCGCUGGUGGCCUCACCAAAUGGCUUCUUUUUGCUUGAUGCCCACUACGAAAGUCCUCACAUGUUGUCGUUAUGGGAUGUCCGCGGGCGUAUGACCGUGCCCGUGACGGAAGCGCAUACGAACAUCUCUCUGGUCGACUUGGUGCACUUUCCUGGCACGGACUCGGUCCUUGUAGGUGGUAACAGCGAGCAGGUAGCAGACUCGUCCCAAGCCGUCGUUCAGCAGUGGCGCAUGCCGUGGCAGCGUGCAGUUUACCAAGGCUCCUGGUGGUACAAUCUGCAACAGCGGCAGAUGCAGCUGGAAGGUGUCUAUCACCUGGACGAAUGCAAGCUGUCUUCUUUGGCGAUCGCGGAGGCUUUCCAACAAAUGGCGGCCGGCUGCGAAGGCUCGACCAUCCGGUUCGUGGAGAAGGGGGACUUUUCUGGAAAGGCGGUGCGCGUCAUCUCCUUGCCAUCUGGGCAAUUUGCGACAGCAUUGGCUUUUCAUGACAAGACUCUCUUCGUUGGGACGCAGAUGGGCGCUGUGUGCUCACAUGGCCUGGAGGACUCCACGCGGUCGGACAUUCAGGCCAUGGGUUGCCAGUUUCCCGGCGGACGAAUCAAUGUCCUUCGAGCCAUGCCCAGUGCUGCGCAGGUCUUCAGCGGAGGCGACAAUGGCAGGAUCUGCAAAUCUCAGUUUGUUGGACACGAGCCCGGGAACAUGACUUGCCUUGAUGUCCCAGGCAUGGAGCCUCGCGGCGUGCUGAGCUUGCAGCUCUUUCUGAAUUCCACGAAGCUGGCUUCCAGCUCCGUCAAUGGCGCCCUUGCUGUCUGGGACUUGACACUUCCUGCGGAGUUGCAGCUGAAGCCUUUGGAGUGGUUUCAGAGCUUGGACUACUACAUGACCAUGACUAUCUCUCCUGAUGGAGCCUUCUUCUACACAACUGGCACCCUUGGAGGGAUCUCAGCACGCUACGUGGACUCAGUGCCGUCGGCCGUCAGACGGCUGAAGUCAUCGCCUCUCUGCAGAUCGAACAUCUGCACCACCUCGUCAGUCACUUUGAGAAAUCGCGAGCCGGUGGACUUUCCUGGUUGGUUGGAAGUCACGCCGCUGCGAUACCUCAACUGCCACUCUGGAGAGAUCGUGUCCAUGCCGACCAAGCCUCCGGUCAGUAUGCGGCUAGUCAACCUGAGCAAUGCGGUUGUGUACUACUGGCUAUCCAUGGGAGAGAGCUGGUAUUCGACCCCGACAGUCGUAGACUUGAGGGACACAGAUGUGACUGGCAUACCGAUCUUGCACGGCGAGGCUGUCCGCCUGGUGACCGACAGGAACUGCAUCGACGCAGCAAAAGCGAAGGCUUCGAAAAUCUUCUCGACGCUGGACUAUUGCAUCCUCCGAAGUCCGCAGCAGGGUCAGCUCUGUGCAAGCCACUUCGUCUCACACGACAUGUCACGGGAGGCUUUGUCUGCAAAUGUGGAGGGCGCCAGCCUUCCCCGCAUGACAGAAAUCUGGAUCGACCAUGAUGAUUUUCCAGCUUGGCUUUGCGACUGUCCGGCCGGCAGGUACGGCCCGAACGGAACGGACUGCCAGCUUUGCAAGGAUAACCAUUACUGCCCUGCUGCUGGAGAUGGGGACGUUGCCAAGAAUGCGCAGGCAAAGCCUUGUCCCCCAGGUUCAGGAUCUACCGCGACGGGCCUCGUGAAUUUGUCGUCCUGUGAAUGCCUUCCUGGGUUCUACGAGAAAGGUGAGGGCCCGGUCGGAGGCCCCAUGUGCGAGACAUGCCCAUCUGGAGAGUCUACAUUUGGGUAUGGCCAGACGCUCUGCAUGUCAUGCACAUUCGGCUACCGUCCUCUUGCCCGGAGUCCGCAUCGGGAACCUCCGAAAGGGCCGCCACAAGGGAGGAUGCUGGAAGCCUCCGCGCAGCUCCGAGAUUCGCGCAAGCCUUCAUCGCCUGGUGUCUCCGUCGAGCCUUUCGCGUGGGGCAGCGAGUGCUAUCCAGACUGGUACGGCAUGGGUUUCGUCUGUGUCCUGCAGGUGGCCGUGAGCCUCACUUUUUGGGGCCUCCAACGCCACUGUCGAGGUCUUGAGAUCAAAGAUGUCUCUCUCGAUCGUGGGAACUGGGUCUGUGCGACAGCUGGAAGGCGCAACAUCGUUAUUUGGCCUGGCGUGCUUGACCGAUUCAGCGCGGUCUUUCGGGAUACUGGCAACCCAUAUCUCGACCUGGAAAUCACGACGGACUUGCCGGGGGAGCAGCCGGAUGGAGUGCAGGCACUGCCUGGAGUCGGCGGUCUUCGCAUGGUUUUGCUGAGGAAUGGGAGGGAGCUCGACACACUGGGCCCUCGCUUGGACACCUCCCGCGGCUUCGUGAACUUCCGGGGCCCAUGGCUCUGGCUUCUCUCAGGCAGAUAUGUGCCCAAUGCGCUGUCGGUGCCAUUUCUGUUGAUAGUUGCGCAGCUCCUUCUCACUCAGUCCUACUUCAGGAAGUUUUGGGUGCUCUUCGGGCUAGCCUCCACUUCCGUCAUCGGCCUGGUCAUGCUCUUGCUGAUGAACUGCUGCUCCUCCCAGUCCGCCCUGAACUACCUGCUGACAAACUUUUCGCGCCAGCUGCCAAAGCCUAUGUCUGUGUUGCGCGGGCCGCAACGUGCUAUCCGCCUUGACAGUAUUUUGGAGCUCCAGCACCACUUUCGGUUCAUCAUCGGCGAUCGAGACAUGUACUAUGUGACCUCAAACAUCCUCCAUCCGCUGACGAAGCCACCCCUUGCGAAAAGCCGGUACUCCUACGCGGAAGUGGCAGGGCCUGUGCGCGCCACCUUCUUCGUGAGUCACUACUGGGGUAUGCCCUUUGAGCACUCCGUCAAGAGCUUGUCGAAGCAUGCUCAAUUGGCAGAUCAGAGAGACUUCAAGCAGACCAGCUACUGGGUGUGCUCGUUUGCAAUCAACCAGCACUGCAUCGAAGAGGAGUUGGGGGGUGGCGACCUUUUCCAGUCGUCCUUCUACAUGGCGCUGGUGGAUCCCAGGACCAAAGCCACUGUCAUGUUACUGGACGACGAGGCCACGCCGCUGACCCGGGUGUGGUGCCUCUUUGAGGUGCUGCAGACCUUCAUCCUAUCGCACCAGCAGCCCGGAUUUCAG